GCUGUCCGACAGAAAGCUGACGCUUCUUAAUGACGUCAUCAAAAAUAAACGCGGAAGCGUGUGUUUUGCCUUGUCCAUAGCUUUUCUUCGUUUCUUUGUUUCGAGUUUAUGUAUUUGUGAAUCUGAAAUGGCAUUAGACACCGUGCCUAAGGAUUUGCGCCAUUUGCGGGCUUGUCUUUUGUGCUCUCUUGUGAAGACAAUAGAUCAAUUUGAGUAUGAUGGCUGCGACAAUUGCGAAACGUAUUUACAGAUGAAAGGAAAUCGUGAGAUGGUUUAUGAGUGCACGAGUUCGUCGUUUGAUGGAGUAAUUGCCCAGAUGAAUCCUGAGGAUAGUUGGGUUGCCAGAUGGCAGAGAAUAAGUAACUUCAAGCCUGGAGUUUAUGCAGUAACAGUCACUGGUCGGUUACCCCCAGGGGUGGUUAGAGAGCUGAAAGGCCGAGGAGUGAUCUACAAGUCCAGAGACACAUCUGUGAACACAUAAACCUGGUUUUUACAACUCAAUCAAUUGUAUGAUACGGCUAAACUCAAACCAGAGAAAUAUUGCCAUGAUUUGUCUCUAAUUUUGUAAUGACUGUCAUUUUUGUGUUUUUUUUUUUUUUCAUAAUUCGUUGAAGUGUUGAGGCAACAGCAUGUUAAUAAAGAUACAAACUGAACUUCAGAAUUGUUAGACGACUUGUUCAAUACAGGUUGAAACACAUAGUGUAAUGUUAAUAUGCAUGGUUUCAGACUGUCUCUAGUUGCUCUGUCAUGUCCUCUAUCUUCUAAAACCACUUUGCUGUUCUCUGGAUACCAUGCUGCCGUCUAAUUCGAUUACCUCAGAGAAAAGUUUCCACAAUGAGACAAUGACUGGAUGACAAGUACAAUAUUUAGAGUAAGUAGAAUCAUUUCUUUCAGUGGAGAUGUGUUCUAAGCAAUGAGCUAUUUAAGUUGUCAUGGCUUAGUUAUGUGGUAACAUCAGUGGUUUGUUUAGAUUAUGUAGAAAAGAUAUGAAAAAGUUAAAUGGUUAAAUAGUUAUGUGGUACUAGGCACUUUUGCAGUCUGUGCACAAUAUUUAAUAUAGAAGUGAAGUACACUUUACUACAUUCAUAGUCCCUUGUAGUAUAGUCAAAUCAUAGCACUAGGUGGCGUUGUUGCUCAAACUGAAAAUAAAGUGAAACUGUCUGAUCACCUUUAGUGCAGUGCAAGAUGCAGUUGGAUAGCAAAGAUCUACUUUGUUCCAAUCAAGCUAAUAUCAUGACCUCAGCUAAUGAAGUUACUAGUUUCAGUGUUGCAUCACAUGUUAACCAAUUUGAGUUAUGUAUGCUAAACUAAAAAUCCCUUUAACUUGAUGCCUUUGACACAACAGUCUGAAGGUAUCUCUGUAAACAAAUACCCCAAAAAAGAGUAAGAAAAGGGUUGGUGUUCUAAAUUGCACACUUGUUUACUAAGGAAUGUAAUACAAGCUCAUCUAUCUUUGUAGUGUCAAACUUAAAAUCUUGCCACUCACAAAGAUGAGGUCUUGUUAAAGUUUCCCUGAUAUAGCAGUACAUUACACAGGUGGACAGACACAAAGCUGCCCAAGGUUAAUCAUUAAUUAUGAAUGUUCAUAGAUUUUGGUACAUCAAGUUUGGUCAGAGUUUUGUUUUCUGUUUGCAAACACAUGGCAGAGUGCACUUUGAAAGUCUGUGCCCUAAGGAGCAUUUCAAAAUGCACACUGAGAAUCCACGGCGCAAGAUAAACAUCCUGUGUAUGCUGAGAAUUUCUAUUGCCAGCUCAUAAAACCAACUGAAUGAGCACCGCCAGCCUCAGCUCCAGAUGACUGUUCUGGAAUGUUCUAAUAUCAUUCUCCUUAAUACACCCACGCAUGUAAUGUUCCCUUUCUUUGUGUGAUCUGUAAAAUGGACCAUUUAUGUUCCUGACCAAAAAUUACAUUACAAGAUAUAAAGCAUUAAAUCCUGUGUACUGUGAAACGAUUUGUUUCUUUUUUUGUUUUCAUCUCAAAAACUAUUAUAAUACAUAAUGUUACAUAUAAUAUAAUAUUUAAUUUGA
Molecule: messenger RNA, 2028 nt
Organism: Clupea harengus (Atlantic herring)
Lineage: Eukaryota; Metazoa; Chordata; Actinopteri; Clupeiformes; Clupeidae
Gene: supt4h1
Product: SPT4 homolog, DSIF elongation factor subunit
Biological process (GO): transcription elongation-coupled chromatin remodeling; regulation of DNA-templated transcription; transcription elongation by RNA polymerase II
Cellular component (GO): nucleus; DSIF complex
Molecular function (GO): zinc ion binding; RNA polymerase II complex binding
Source: RefSeq, a predicted model, not a curated record